AUGCCAUCUCAAGACGACAACAAAGGCCACGAGCCUACGGAACCUGAGACAUUCGCAUCGGAAAGCCGUCUUGAGACCGAAGUCCAAUCUCGCAUUCCCUCGUCCCCCCAGCCUCCUGCGACCAUCCUCGGCGGUGGGCAAGGAAGCGGCGGUGGACAGGGUGGUGGUGGAGGGGGAGGCCGACGUCACAGAAACAACAGCAGUGGGCGCGAGUUUGAGGAGAUUGACGAGGAGAUUGACGAGGACGUCGAAGUGGAAGGUGGCGGCGGCGGUACAGAGCACGACAGCGCGGGAGGGCAGGGCGGGCGCAUGCGUCGCCGGACCUAUAUCAAGCGCAAAAUCAGACGGUCCAAGAGGUCUAAUGGCGAUGAUGACAAAGAGGAGGGAGGAGGGAGCGGAAGUGGACAAGGGCUCCGUGGCUCUUGGCUGAUACGAGUAAAAGAUAUUUGA
Akanthomyces muscarius is the source of this 450-nucleotide messenger RNA. RefSeq lists its product as uncharacterized. NCBI's taxonomy places the organism in Eukaryota, Fungi, Ascomycota, Sordariomycetes, Hypocreales, Cordycipitaceae. The record is from RefSeq and is a predicted model, not a curated record. The transcript has 3 exons. The coding region runs from base 1 to 450 and encodes 149 amino acids.